GGUGCAUGCAACGUUCCCUACCCUGAACCUUUACCAGGUACGCAGUAGUUGACCUUACCGUUUAGCUCGUCGACCGCCCCUCGACAGGGCGAAUGGGAUGCGCAGAUUCCAGCAUGACGGUGCCAUUCUGGUGCUGGCUUUCUCAUGGCUGUCCUGGGCGGCGCGAAUGUGCCUACGUCCAGUUUACCCCGCCAGCAGCAACCACUGCUGUGUGCUAGGAUAGUAUCGACGGCGAUGCUAUAAGACGGCCCUGUCCCUGGCAGCGACGCCACGGUGACCACCCAAGGGGUCACUCGCCAUCCUUCCCCCCUCCCCCGCUCCAAGCAGCAGUAGCAGUAGCCUGUCCUCAUCAGCCAGUUGCACCAGCCAUGACGAGAGUAGACGCCGCGCUACUGUUGCUGGCCGUCGCUGCGGCACCGGCCGUCCUGGCCGCUCCUCCGCUCCUCGUCGGCCGCGCGCCCAACCCGCCCACGGCGCUCCCGCAGCGCGCCACGGCCAACGACCUGCGCUGGCAGCCCUCGCUCGACUUCGACACGGACGGCUGCUACAACGUGCCGGCCAUCGACGCGCAGGGCAAUAUCGUCCAGGGGCUGCCGCACGACUUCACCGGCCUGUCCAGCGACUGCCACGACCUGUCCGACCUCGACAACAACAACGUCUACUCGCGCCAGCGCUGCAACAACGGCUGGUGCAUCUACCUGUACGGCUACUACUUCGAGAAGGACGUGGCCAUCCCGGACUUCAUCGACCCGGGCCACACGCACGACUGGGAGCACAUCGCCGUGUGGGUCAGCGACGCCACCGGCAAGGCCGAGUACGUGGCCGCCUCGCAGCACGGCAACUACGAGGUCAGGGCCGCGGCCGACGUGCGCUGGGACGGCGAGCACCCCAAGAUGGUGUACCACAAGGACGGCCUCAGCACCCACUGCUUCCGCUUCGCCAACGCGGACGACGACAAGAUCGAGAACGCCAAGGGCGUGUGGUUCCGCGGCGCCCUCGUCUCGUACAACGGCUUCCCGUCCACCGCCCUGCGCGACGAGCUGUUCGCCCACGACUUCGGCGAGGCCACCAUCGACUUCAAGGAUGCGACCUUCCCGGGCGCCAUCGGCCGCGCCAAGCCCUCGCAGAUUACCGUCUUCGAUCCGAAUCUUGAUGUCGGGUCGCCGGGCACGCCUUGAAGGGUCGCCGUGAAGGGACGCUUGUGAUGUUGGGGAGGGAGCUGUCGAGUCCAGUAUUGAUACCCAUCAUGAUAAAUAUGCAAUGUUUUGGCUUGUUUUUUCAGAUGCAGUGCUCGUGUAGGGGAUGGGGUUUUGAGCGCGGUGGCCAAGGUGGGUUGUCUCAUGCACUACAUAGACAAUCCACCUCGUCAAUACU
This is a messenger RNA of Thermothielavioides terrestris NRRL 8126, 1374 nucleotides long. RefSeq lists its product as uncharacterized. The record is from RefSeq and is a predicted model, not a curated record. NCBI's taxonomy places the organism in Eukaryota, Fungi, Ascomycota, Sordariomycetes, Sordariales, Chaetomiaceae. The coding region runs from base 369 to 1178 and encodes 269 amino acids. The transcript is spliced from 2 exons.